Molecule: messenger RNA, 2200 nt
Organism: Clupea harengus (Atlantic herring)
Lineage: Eukaryota; Metazoa; Chordata; Actinopteri; Clupeiformes; Clupeidae
Gene: pnrc1
Product: proline-rich nuclear receptor coactivator 1
Source: RefSeq, a predicted model, not a curated record
UCUAGCUGCUCUAUCAGCAGGAAGUGCCCCCAAGCGCCAUUUUCAGACUCUAAGUAAGCAGGAAUCUGCGCCAUCUCGGAAAGUUUGACAGAGCGGACGUUUAUCCUUGACAUAGUGGAUAUUCUACUGGAUUACUUCAUUGGUUUUUUUAUCGAGAAGAGAAGCCAGUAAUCUAUGAAUAAUUCAAAUACGGGCUUUUGCGCCAUUGGAGUAACGUUAGCGAAUAAGUUUGCUUCUCAGCUAGCUAGCUAGCAUAGCUUACUUAGCUAACGUUAGCUAACAAUACAUAUGUACAAAUUUAUCGCCAACACCGCAAGUGUUCACAUUUAAGUGAAGGCCGUCGAUGUAUCCUCAUCUGUUGUCAACAGAUGACAUCGGAAUCAUGCUCGCUGAAUCAAUUAGUCAUCAUAUUGAAUCAAAUUUCGACAACAUAGAGAAUAACAAGCCCACAACAGUAACUUCUAAUUCUACGGGGACGAACAUCAACAAAACAAGACAUGCUCUGUUCAAGAAAGGUAGCCGAAGAGUGCGCUCGACAGCUUCGAAUUGCCAAAACGGAAAUCAGCGUUCUCAACAACAGAACCAGAAACAAGGACUGUUAAGAAUUACCAACCCAAUGCGUCUUGCAGACAUAAACAACAACGCACUAACAGCGCGGCCGAAAUCCCCUGCCCAGUCGAAUGCAGAGGCGGCGACCAAUAAAUCUCAAGCAGCUGUGUUAAGCACCCAUCUGCUCAAAGCGGGGUCAAAAAAGGAGCUGCUGAAAUCAAAAACAGGAAGACCAGAGCGCUCAUCUCAGCCAUGUAAUCAGACCAUCCACAGCCCCAGUAAAUGCGAGCAGACGCCACCAAAUAUCAGUAACCGGGGGCAGAAGAGCAAGUGUGCUGCUGGGAAAACAUCUGUGAAGAAGUCUGACAGCAGUUGUGACCAGAGGCUCCAGACCAGUUGGAAAGAGGUUCAAAGACCUCUCAGCCCUGCCGAUAGUGUCAUGCUUGUGCAUUUAAGUCCGUCUGAGUUCGUGCCAGAAGACGACUUUAAAGAUGGCGAGAAGGUAUACGCAGGUGCAAAGUUCAGUGAGCCUCCAUCUCCUAGUGUUCUCCCCAAGCCACCAAGGCACUGGGUCGGAGAGAACACACAUCAGUAUGCCACUGACGGCCGAGAGCAGAUGACUUCUCAUUUAAAAUCUCUGCUGAAGGUCCCAGAUAAGCCAUGAUGGUUACAUCUGGUAACAACAAAUCACAAUUUAAAAAAUUAUUACUAGUGCUCUGAUGAUUUUUUUCCACAGGAAAAUUGCCUUUUAAGAAUGCUGGGACAACUUGUUGCAACAGAAAAUCUUGAAUUACUGGACUUCUAUAUCAUUGUCUUACAGUUGUGAUGAAAGAGUUGUCAGAAAAGGUCUAACAAAAUGUGUACAUGUGUGUAUUAUAUGUAAUAUAUGUGUAUAUUUUCAUGUUGUUUUAACAGAGUGAAAUCUAGUUUUGUUACUGAAGCUUGAAAAUGAUGUAUAUUGCAAUCAGGUGUGCUCUCGAAGUGUUAGAAAAAUAUACAACAAUUUACAGCCGGAGGGGCACAUUGCAUGGAAGAUGGUUUCUCACAACUUUGCACAAGAAAACCAAGGGGUCCUGUAAGUUGUGAGAAAUGUGGUUGAUACGUAGUAGGGUGCUGUUAACUCACUGCUGUGAUGUCUGCUGGCAGUGGCUGACUGGAGAGUGGCCAGUUUAAAUGGAACAGUCUGAAAAGCCUAUACAGUUGACUGAACAUGUAAAUGGUUGCAAGGUUGGCAGUUGGAUCCACUCUUCAUUGAGAAGUCCUACCCACAGAACUGGAGCAGAGCACAACUGAUCCAAAAGAAGACAUAUUCAAAAUAACAAGCACUUAUGUGUCUCAUUUUACUGGGACAAUAUUGAAAAUUAUGAGAUUAAUUUUGACCAAAAUGUUUUUUUUAAUGGCCACAGAUGUGGGCAGUCUACAUUUGCACUGAUGAGACAAGUUACAUUUUAUUCUGACAAUGCAUUUUUCACUGAAGCUAUGACAAUGGUGUGUCAAGUAAUUUAACAUAUUUUGUUGCAACAAAUCCAGUCUUUUGAAGGACAACUACUAUGUGAUAUUAGAGCAUUUCCCAAACUUAAAUUGGCAUGUGAAACGACUUUUUUUUUUUUUUUUUUACAAAUUAACAAAAUAAAGAAAUUGGCUUUCCCCA